Molecule: messenger RNA, 1739 nt
Organism: Aptenodytes forsteri (emperor penguin)
Lineage: Eukaryota; Metazoa; Chordata; Aves; Sphenisciformes; Spheniscidae
Gene: CHKA
Product: choline kinase alpha
Exons: 12
Coding region: 1-1128 (375 amino acids)
Biological process (GO): phosphatidylethanolamine biosynthetic process; CDP-choline pathway
Cellular component (GO): cytoplasm
Molecular function (GO): choline kinase activity; ethanolamine kinase activity
Source: RefSeq, a predicted model, not a curated record
AUGAAGACCAAGUUCUGUAACGGCGAGACCGAGCCUUCCCCGCUCGGGCUCCUCCUCGGCUGCAGCUCCGGCGGGGGCGGCGGCGUCCUCCCCUGUCUUGAUAGAGGUGGACUCAGCAACAUGCUGUUUCAGUGCUCACUACCUGAUACCAUUGAGACAGUUGCAGAUGAACCACGGAAAGUUCUCCUGCGCUUAUAUGGUGCAAUCCUGCAGAUGAGGUCCUGUAAUAAAGGAGAGUCUGUACAGUCUCAGAAGGAAAAUGACUUGCAAGGGGCAGAAGCCAUGGUUCUGGAAAGUGUUAUGUUUGCCAUUCUUGCAGAGAGAGCUCUUGGCCCAAAGCUGUAUGGAAUCUUUCCACAAGGGCGACUGGAGGAAUUCAUUCCCAGCAGGAAACUAAGUACUGAAGAAUUAAGCUUACCUGACAUAUCUGCUGAAAUAGCUGAGAAGAUGGCUAGAUUUCAUGGCAUGAAAAUGCCAUUUAAUAAAGAACCUAAGUGGCUUUUUGGAACAAUGGAAAAAUAUCUAAAUCAAGUGCUGAGGAUUAAAUUUACCAGAGAAUCCAGAACUAGAAAACUGAACAAACUCCUCAGUUACAAUCUCCCUCAGGAAAUGAAAAAUCUAAGAGCUAUGCUUGAAGCUACUUCAUCACCAGUCGUAUUUUGCCACAACGACUGUCAAGAAGGUAAUGUCUUGCUUCUGGAAGGCAGAGAGAAUUCAGAAAACCAAAAGCUGAUGCUCAUUGACUUUGAAUACAGCAGCUAUAAUUACCGAGGAUUUGACAUUGGAAAUCACUUCUGUGAAUGGAUGUAUGAUUACACGUAUGAGAAGUACCCAUUCUUUAAAGCUAGUGUUCUUAGAUAUCCUUCAAAGAAGCAACAGCUUCAUUUUAUCUCCAGUUACCUGUCUGCAUUCCAUGAUGGCUUUGAAAAUCUGAGCAAUGAAGAGAAGUCCAAACUAGAAGAAGUAGUGUUGGUAGAAGUUAACAGGUUUGCCCUUGCAUCACACUUCUUCUGGGGUCUGUGGUCUAUUAUACAAGCAAAGAUCUCGUCCAUUGAGUUUGGUUACCUGGAAUAUGCGUUAUCCAGAUUUGAUGCAUACUUCGAUCAGAAGAGGAAGCUGAAGGUGUGAAUGUGGGAGGAGUGGCCUGUUGGUUACUGUAUGAAGAGGGCAGCUGGAUGGAACUUACACUGUGCUUAGGCUACUGUAUCUCUAACGAAGGUGUCACUGAAUUCCAGUUCCUUGGGACGCAGGUGUACAGUACUGAAGACUGUAUAAAAAUGACUUGUUUACAGUUUCGUAAAUACUUGGAAUGAGAUUGGGAGGCAAAAGUAAAAUACAACAGUGCAAUAUCUUUAAAUCUUUUUGAUCUAGAAGGUAUUUUAUAUUAUGGGAGAAGCUUACAAUUAAGUGUCAAUACCACAUGCGUCAGAGCAAACAGUGUUACUGUGAGUACAUUUUCUAGGGGGGUGUUGGCAUUAUGGUUUAUGUUGUAAGCAGAACAGUUGUAAAAGAUGAUUCAUUGUAUAGACACUGCCUCUUAAUGGGAAGGAAAAGCGAAGGAGACAACUGUUAAACUGUGAAGUAGGCUUAAAAUCUUACUGUGAGAUUAAGUUCAACAUGCCCCAUGAACACUAUCUUCAAAGCUGCUGAUACGUUACACCACUUUAACCAUAAAGCAACUAAACACAUUGAAGUGGUAUGCUUUAAAGUGUUAUCUACAUAUACAUGAAUGUUUCUCU